Messenger RNA from Limanda limanda (common dab), 1953 nucleotides. Its product is annotated as interferon-induced protein 44-like. The coding region runs from base 124 to 963 and encodes 279 amino acids. The transcript is spliced from 9 exons. The record is from RefSeq and is a predicted model, not a curated record. Lineage: Eukaryota; Metazoa; Chordata; Actinopteri; Pleuronectiformes; Pleuronectidae.
UGCUCAUGUCCUAUAAAAGGAAGUGUGCAGAGCCACACACUCAAAGGACAGGACUGAAGGGGAAACAUUUAAGUAAUUUUUUUCUAUUGGAGUCACUCUGUCCAGAGCCACAUAAACAAAGCAAUGGGAGGAGCUCCUUCAGCACUCUUUGAGCAGCCAUGGAGGGAGGUGUCAGAGAAGUACAAGGACAAUCUUAAGUUUGUGAAAUCUUACCAACCUCAAAACAAACAAGUCAAACAUCUCAGGAUUCUGCUUCAUGGACCAGUUGGUGCUGGAAAGUCGAGCUUCAUCAACUCUGUCGACACUGUUUUAAAAGGCAGAUCUGCUGGUAGAGCUGCAACAAAUGCAAGCUAUGCUGGGAGCAGCUUUACCAAACAGUACCAGACCUUCAAAUUUCACAAAAAUCCAGAGGCCACUUACUCUUUUGUUUUCAAUGACAUCAUGGGCCUUGAGGACGAUUCUGACAGUGGAGUCCCUGUGGAAGAUGUCAAACUGGCCCUGAGAGGACACGUGAAAGAAGGUUACAAGUCCAAACCUGACCAUGAACUGAAGGAGGGUGUUGAUGGCUACAACUCCGAUCCCACUUUGGGAGACAAAGUUCACGUUCUGGUGUGUGUUAUUCCUGUGGACUCAGUGUGUUUGUUAAGUGACAAAGUUGUGGAGAAAAUUAAAGAGGUCAGAAUGGCAGCCAGUGAACUGGGAAUUCCCCAACUGGCUAUUCUCACCAGAGUUGAUGAAGCCUGUCCAGAGGUUAAAAAGGACACAAGCAAUAUCUAUAAGAGCAAGUACCUGAAGGAAAAGGUUGAAAUAUUCCACCAGCAGCUGGGCCUUCCAAUAAACUGCAUCUUCCUUGUGAGGAACUACAAUCCGGAAAUUGAGUCAAAUGACAAAAUGAAUGCUGCGAUAGUGUGUGCACUGAAACAGAUGCUUUUGUAUGGAGAAGACUUCCUCAACGACCUGUAAACAUGAGUAUCCUUGAGGCAAAAACACAGGUGAUUUGUAGGGGAAAUGGGAAAUAUUCAGUAAAUGUUUACUGUCUUUGUCAAGCAGGCAAGGUUGAAGCAUGAAAUAUGGAAUAACAAUGCAUACAAAUUAGUCUGUAUUUCAUUUCUCUCAUUGAAACUUUGCACAAUAGCAGGACAAUGCGCUGUCAUUACGUCGUUAGCUUGGUGUGACGUCAUCACGUGAUCUGGUCAACAACUCAGCUGUUGUGAUGGUGCCUUCAUGUGCCGCCGGAAAGGAGUGAUUCAAAAGCUUUCGUGUUUAUUGUUGAAUCCCAGUAUUUAAUACAUCACCUGCUCUAACAAAUUAAUUCUGCAUUCCUAGCUUGGUCUCUGCUUCAUUUCGUUUAUGUAAGAAAAAAAUCUGACAAACAAAUGAUUUCGCUAAAGUGCCGAACAGACAAAUGUUAUAUAUAUUAUGUUGUGAUGGAAAUCUGUAAAUACUAGAGGCUGGAACACCAAAUUUUACUAUAUGUAUUUUAAUAGGGGCUUUCUGCAGAAAUGAUAAACACAGAUAGUCACAGGGAUCUCAGAGUGUUGAAGAGAACAGUCAAAUGCAAGGAUCGUAUAUAGGAGAACUAAGGCUGAUUGUCUGAGCCAGUUCAGACUGGUUCUGUAGGGUUUCCUUAGAAGAUUAUGCAGACGGGAAUUAAAUUCUAGUACAGUCAUUAAGUAUUAAAAAGGUAAUUUAUGUUUCAGGUCACAAACAGUUCAGGUCAUACAAGUUUCAGACAGGUAUGCAAAAAAUUAAUUUUCCACUAUAUUUCCACUGUAUAAUAUAAUCAUCUCAUGCUGCGAGUACUGUUAUAUGAUUAUCUUGCAAUAUACGUUGAUUAAUAAUACGGUUAUUGUUGACUUUGUAUCAUGUAUCGUGAGUUCCUGGUCGUGGGAAGUAAUGAAGUACACAAAUAAAAAUGUUAUUUUGUGUAAAAAAAUAAAAAUUUUGCUUUAA